GGUUGAUAGCAUUCUUCAGUCUUAGAAUAUACUCCUUGGAGCAAUGAUAGCAGCAGAAGGAACAGCUCAUCUCCACUAUGAGAAGUAUACAAAAGAAAGACACCUAAAAGUUGAAGCAGAGUUGGUGCCUUUUUCAAGCUGACUGAUUCUCCUUGUCUUCAUUCCAAAGAAAAGUAUUUGCCCUAUAAAUAUACUUAUGGCGGUGUUCCAUUUUGAUAUGACCCAACUCGUGUGAUCCUGCGGUACGACCUGCAGAAAGCAACAAUGUCCCAGAAAAUUCUGAUUAUUCUCUUCAUCUUCCUCCAUUGCCAAGUCAUAUUAGCCUCUGAUCCUGAUCCGGUCCAAGACUUCUGCAUAGCCCAUGAAGCAGAGUCCGGGCUCAACCUCCAGUGCAAGAACUCAUCACUUGCCACAGUAGAGGACUUCGUGUUUUCGGGCGUAAAAUCCCCUGGAAAGUUCAGUGAGACUGGGCUAUCAGCAACAUCAGUGAACUCGAAGAUCUUUCCAGGUUUGAACACUCUCGGGAUGUCCUUUGUUCGAGCGGAUCUUGAGCCUGGUGGGAUUAAUCCACCUCAUUUUCACCCGAGGGCCACCGAGAUUGUGUUUGUAUUGGAGGGGAAGGUGUAUUCAGGGUUUGUGGACACGCAGAACCGGGUCUUUUCGAGGGUAAUCGAGAAGGGGGAGGUGAUGGUCUUUCCUCGAGGUUUGCUUCACUUCCAAAUGAAUGUUGGUUAUGAGCGGGCAACUAUUCUGGGGAGCUUCGAUAGCCAAAACCCGGGGUUGCAGAGGAUUGCUAAUGCAGUCUUCGGGUCUGGGAUUGAAGAGGGGCUGUUGGAGAAGGCUUUCGGGUUGAGCCCUAAGGAGCUGGCGAAGUUGAGGAGGAAAUUUGCUUCCGAGCAUAAAGAAUAGCCUUUUCUUCUAAUUGGCUACGUAACAUCCUGUAAUGAUAAGCAAAUAAUGUUGAAGGUCAUUCUUUCGUUGGUUUCAUGGUUUAUCAGAGAAACCAAUAGCUUUAUCCAUGGCAUAGUUUUCAAUCUUUCAUCUUCAAGGAGACAGAUUGAACUGUUAUCAUUGCUAGUUGCCACUGUUAAAAUCAAGUUACAUUCGAUUUGUUUUUGUCCGAUGUGAAGUUCUUGGGUGGAUUCCAAAUGUAUAAUCAAGUUACAUUUACGAGAGAA
Molecule: messenger RNA, 1178 nt
Organism: Punica granatum (pomegranate)
Lineage: Eukaryota; Viridiplantae; Streptophyta; Magnoliopsida; Myrtales; Lythraceae
Source: RefSeq, a predicted model, not a curated record